This is a messenger RNA of Dictyostelium purpureum, 2409 nucleotides long. RefSeq lists its product as uncharacterized. Gene Ontology annotation, biological process: DNA damage checkpoint signaling; positive regulation of transcription by RNA polymerase II. The transcript has 3 exons. Bases 1 to 2409 code for a protein of 802 amino acids. NCBI's taxonomy places the organism in Eukaryota, Evosea, Eumycetozoa, Dictyosteliales, Dictyosteliaceae. Gene Ontology annotation, molecular function: histone binding. The record is from RefSeq and is a predicted model, not a curated record. Gene Ontology annotation, cellular component: nucleus.
AUGGACACCAUCCCAUUCACAUCAGACCCAAAUUCGCUGCUGUGCGAAAACGGGCCAAGUGAUAAUAAAAAAACUCCAUUAGAAGAACCAUUGCUAUCAAUCGCACAAACUUUACCAACUAAUCCUGACAAUAAAAACAAUAACAUUGAACAAAACGAAACACUAUCAACUUAUGAAUUUCCAUCAACCUUAAUAAAUAAAGAAAUUAUGACAAAUGCCAAUAGUAUCAAUAGUGGGCUAACCAGUAAUUUAAACAGCGGUUUGAUUAAUAAUGCCUUCAAUAGCAGCAAUAGCGGUAUUAGUGGUGGUUGCUCAAACAACAUCAACGAUUUAAAAAACAUUAAUAGUAAUGACGAGACCUCAAUGGUAGAUACGACAAUCGAUGAAAAAAAUAAUCAAAAUAGCGAUGAAGAUGAUGAAUCAACACUACCCGAAAACUUAAACAAUACUUUAGUACCAACAUUACUUCCAAAAUCACCAAAGAUAACAAAGAAAAUAAGUAAAUUACAAGAACCUGAUAUUUCGGAUGAUGGUUCUAGUGAUGGAGACAAUGGAGACGAUGGAGACGAUAGGGACGAUGGAGACAAUGAGGACAAUGAGGACAAUGGGGACAAUGGGGCCGAUCAAUUACCAAAAGAAGAUAAUAAUAGAGCCAAAAUUAAAAGAAAUAUUUCAGAUUUAGAAGAUUUAUUACAAGAGAAUAACAUUUACAAAAAAAAUGACAAAUUAACCGAAACUCCAGAAGAAGAAGAAGAAGAAGAAGAAGCAGAGGAAGAAAAUAAACAAAAAACUAACGAAAAUGGUUAUCAAAAUGAUAUAAAAGGUGAUGAGAAUGAUGAAAACAAAUUUAUUAUAUCAAAAAAAUCAAAGAGCCAGAGUUCAAACUUUUAUUCAUAUGAAGAGCUAAAUAAGAAUAAAAGAAAAACAAUAUCCUCAGAGAAACCAAACCAAGAUGAUAUAAACCCUAAUGAUGAACCAACAGGCGAAUUUAUAACAUCAAAGAAAUUAAAAUCUGACCUUCCCCAACAAGCAACUAAAUCAAAUGAAAAAACAACACCAAAGAAAACUAAAAAAUUAAUUGAACCAAAAAAUACUGAAACAGCAAUUAAGGGAUUGGAUUUAGAAGAUAGCUAUAGUUUAGAAGAAAAACAAUCAAAUAAUAACAAUAAAAAUAAUAAUAAUAAUAAUAUUGAAAUUGAUAAUAAUAAUAUUACAAUUUUACCACCAAAGGCCACAAAUCGUAAAAUACUAUUAAAAGAUAAUGAAGAUGAUAAUAUCAAAAAGAGAAAAAAAGAAGAAAUUAAGAAAGAAAAGAAAAGAAAAGCUAUUGAAGAACCAAUAGAGGAGGAUACCUCUGAACAACUUUUAGAGCAUGAUAAUAGCGAAGAUAAUGAAGAAACUGAUAAUGAAGAAGAACUCAUUAAAAAGAAAUUAAAAACCAAAAAAUCUAGUACUAAAGAUAAAAAAAAGAAGCAUCUAGAGGAAGAGGUAUCGGAAAAUAUCGAAGAAGAAGAAGGGGUAGUUCCAAAAAAACAAAAAACCACCAAUCAAAAGAAAAAUCAAAUAAAUAAAAACAGUGAUGGAGAAUAUGUGGAGGAAUAUGUGGAGGAAUAUGUGGAGGAAUAUGUGGAGGAUAAUGAUGAAGAUGAUGAAGAUACCGAUAUUGAAAACAACAUAAAUAGAGGCAAUCAAUCUAAAAAACCAACCAAAUCAAGAAAAAAAAAACUACCAAAACAAAAAACAACAUUAUUUAAAGGAUUUUAUUUUUUACUAACUGGUUUGGGUGAAGAUUCAGAAAAAAUAACAGAUAUUAUUACUAGUGGUAGUGGUAAAAUCUAUGAUAAUAUAGCUUCCUUUUUCUCGACCAAAAUGAAGCGAAUUGAUGAAAUCCCAAACAAGAUAAUAUUGGCGCCAGACUGCGUUAAUACAAUUAAAUAUUUAAGAGGUAUUGUAGAAGGCGUUGAUUGUAUAAACAUCGAAUGGGUAUAUGAUUCAAAUGAAGAUCAAGAGCUAAAACCAUACGAGGACUAUAUUUUACCAAUUGGAAAAUCAAUUUUUAACCAAAAACCAAUAUAUCCUAGCAAAAAUUUCCGCGUCAAUAAUUUAUUUGAUGAUUUCAGAUUUGAACUAUCAACCCCAAAAAGAGAUAGUUCAUUCAAAGAUGACUGGUCUGCUAUUUUAAAAAAAUGUGGUGCCAAAAUUGUUCAACGUAUGUUAAAUAAAGGCAAAAUCGAUGCAUAUCUUUUAGAUGGUCAAGUUGGUAACUAUCUUCUUUAUGAAGUUUCCUCGCAAACCAAUGUCCCUAUAGUAUCAACCCAAUGGGUAUUUCAAUCAAUUAUCCAUCAAAAAAGAUUAGAAUAUAAGCUACAUCCAAGUUUUUUAAUUUUAAAUAAUCAACAAGAAAAAUAA